CACCUUUUCCCUCAACGUCGAAGUUGAUACGAACUUUCGCUUAUAAAAUAGCGUUUUCAUCUUCACUGUUCGUUUCCGCAUAAAUCUCAGAUUCAACCUAUUUCAUUUCGUUAAUCAUCACCAUCAUAAUCGCUUCAAUCUCUGUAAGUAUAUUACAAAAUCACUGUAAAUUUUCCAUUCCAAUUAUCUUCAGCUACCAACUUAGAAGUUAGAAUAAUCAAUAAUCACUUUCAAGAUCUAUUAUUACUAUUUUACCAACUUAGAACUUAGAAUAAUCACUUUCAGGAUCUAUUAAUAGCAUUCCCAAAUUGCUUCAUUUUCUCAACUAUUUUUGUUUGAUCCUAUAACAUGACUACUGGUAGUUGUAUUGGAAUUUCUACCAUGAAGCCUUGUUGUAGAAUCCUAACUAAGAUUAGUGAUUCAUCAAUGGUGAGGGUUUUGUCCAGAUCAAGCUAUUCCAGUUCAAUCCAUAGGCAUAGAUACUAUAGAUGUAAGAAUACUAAGAUUGUAGGUUAUAUACAUGUGACUAAUUUGAAUCGGAGAGAUUUUAGCAUUAUCGAUUCGAAUUGGGUUCACUCUAGGAAUUUUAGCACAGAUUUUUGUGUUAGAAUUGGUAGUGUUAGACCUAGGGUUGUAUCAUUGAUACCGAAUGUAGCUUCGAAUUUUAGAAACCAGUCUACAUCGGUUGAUUCUAAUGUUAAUGACAAAAGCUUUGAGAAUAUUUUCAUUCAAACCAGUUUGAAUGCAAAGCCGUUGUUGUGUGAAGAAAUUGAGACUCGUGAUCAAAGGAAAUUGGAAGAAGAUGACGGGUCGACUGUAAAUUUAGAUUAUAAUUUGAAUGAUUUGAGUGAGGAUAAAGUUGAGAGGGAGCUUUCUGAGAUUGAAAAGGAAGCUUGGGAGUUGCUUCGAAGUUCUGUUGUUACAUACUGUGGGAAUCCAGUGGGGACUGUUGCAGCUAAUGAUCCUGCUGAGAAUCAACCUCUGAAUUAUGAUCAAGUCUUUAUUCGUGAUUUUGUUCCAUCUGCACUUGCGUUUCUGCUCAACGGUGAAGGGGAAAUUGUCAAGAAUUUUCUACUUCAUACGUUGCAAUUGCAGAGUUGGGAGAAGACUGUUGACUGCUACAGCCCAGGGCAAGGAUUGAUGCCAGCAAGCUUCAAAGUUAGAACUGUUGCUCUUGAUGGAAGUAAUGAAGCAUUUGAGGAAGUUUUAGAUCCCGAUUUCGGUGAAUCAGCAAUAGGCCGUGUUGCUCCUGUCGAUUCAGGAUUGUGGUGGAUUAUAUUGUUGAGAGCAUACGGGAAAUUAACGGGCGACUAUUCAUUGCAAGAUAGAGUGGAUGUCCAGACAGGCAUAAGACUGAUCCUUAAGUUGUGUCUAACUGAUGGAUUUGACAUGUUUCCUUCUCUACUAGUCACCGAUGGUUCUUGCAUGAUUGAUAGAAGGAUGGGAAUUCAUGGUCACCCUCUUGAGAUACAAGCAUUAUUUUACUCUGCUCUACGCUGUUCCCGUGAGAUGCUGAUAGUGAAUGAUACAACUAGUAGUCUCGUGGCUGCAGUUAGUAAUCGCCUUAGUGCACUCUUGUUUCACAUGAGAGAAUAUUAUUGGGUUAACAUGAAGAAGAUUAAUGAAAUUUAUCGGUAUAAGACGGAAGAGUAUUCUACUGAUGCCGUCAACAAGUUUAACAUCUAUCCAGAGCAAAUUCCUUCAUGGCUUGUAGACUGGAUAUCCGAGGAGGGUGGAUACUUCAUCGGAAAUCUGCAACCUGCUCACAUGGACUUUAGAUUUUUCACACUUGGGAACCUUUGGGCCAUUGUCUCUUCUUUAGGUACAACAAGACAGAACGAGGGCAUUUUGAAUUUAAUCGAUGCUAAAUGGGAUGAUAUCAUUGGUCAAAUGCCUCUCAAGAUAUGUUUUCCAGCGUUGGAGGGUGAGGAAUGGCGUAUAAUUACUGGCUGUGACCCCAAGAACACCCCUUGGUCAUAUCACAACGGCGGAUCUUGGCCAACACUUCUAUGGCAGUUCACUUUAGCAUGCAUCAAGAUGGGCAGGUCUGAUUUAGCACAGAAGGCAGUUGAUUUAGCAGAAAAAAGACUUAAUGCAGAUAAAUGGCCAGAAUAUUAUGAUACUAGAAAUGGAAAGUUUAUUGGGAAGCAAUCAAGGUUGAUGCAAACAUGGACAAUUGCUGGUUUUCUUACAUCAAAGAUGCUUCUAAAAAAUCCAGAGAAAGCAUCUUUGUUGUUUUGGGAAGAGGAUUUUGAAAUUCUUCAGAAUUGUGUCUGCCUGCUUAACAAAAGUGGUAAAAGAAAGUGUUCCCGUUUUGCAGCAAGAUCUAAGACUCUUGUUUAAUAAUGACAUGUCUUCUUCUUCUACAGUCUCUGACUUGUUUAAUAAUAACAGUACUAGAGUUAUUACUACUACUACUGUUUCAACUUUCUUUCAACUUUCAAGGUGUUGUCACAUAUACAAAAGUGUUGUUGUUGAUACUAUAGUACGAUGAUGGACUUCACUUUUCAGAAUUUUAUCUGUAUGACAGAGUUCUGUAACAUCAUUAACUAUGUGGGGGUAACUCAUUCCACGUAGAUGCAUAUUCCUUCACUGUUUUUUCUUUCUUACUGUAACUGCAUGUGCCAUGUGGCUUCACUGUGUAUCUGACUAGAACAAUAGUCGAAUUAUUUUUCUUGCUGAAAUAAAUAGUACUCACAAUAUUUAUUUA
Messenger RNA from Lathyrus oleraceus (garden pea), 2710 nucleotides. Its product is annotated as alkaline/neutral invertase A, mitochondrial. Gene Ontology annotation, biological process: sucrose catabolic process. Bases 349 to 2343 code for a protein of 664 amino acids. The transcript is spliced from 6 exons. NCBI's taxonomy places the organism in Eukaryota, Viridiplantae, Streptophyta, Magnoliopsida, Fabales, Fabaceae. Gene Ontology annotation, cellular component: mitochondrion. Gene Ontology annotation, molecular function: endo-alpha-N-acetylgalactosaminidase activity; sucrose alpha-glucosidase activity. The record is from RefSeq and is a predicted model, not a curated record.